GUGGUUUAGGUGUGUGAGGAAAACCAACAUUUCAAGUGUUUGCGGUGUUACCAAAUGUCGAUCAAACUGCUUGAAAACAAUUGAUUAAUUUGUCUACAGCAGAGGAUCUUUGGAGUUCAUUUUGAGGACGGACACCGGAGAACCUCGAGGGGAAAGUUGUACCGGGGGUGAAACAGGAAGAUAUCGCCCAGUCUCGGUGGAACUUCCCCGGGAACAGCCACAAGAUGCAUUCCGCCAGAUACAACGAGCCGAAUGGCCAGCGUGAGGGGACUGGCUUCCUAACCAAUAAACAAAAGGUUCGAUCAAGGAAUAAGACAGCCAUCGCCGUCGGCAUCCUCGUAGCUGUUCUUGUUGUGGCAGCAGUAGCAGCAAUUCUUAUUUGGCUUUUUGUCUUUAAAGAUGACACAGAUCCGACACUAAGCUCUCAGCGCCAAGCAUCAUCUCAAGUGUUCAGUGGUCACAUGAAGCUAACCGACUAUACUUAUGAUCAGAAGUUGGAAGACACUUCCAGCCAAGAGUUCAGUGAUCUGGCUCGUCAGCUGGAGGCUCAACUAAAGAGUCAUUACCAGAAAGAUGAACUCCUACAGCAAUAUUACACCAAGUCAGUGGUUACAGCUUUCAGUGAGGGUGUGAUUGCCUACUACUGGUCUCAGUUUGACAUCCCGCCCGAAGACCUGGAGGUGGUCCCAGAGUUCUCAGAGGAGCGUGUCCUGGAGACGCUAGAGGCUGGAAUUAAGGAGACUCGCACUGUACCACCAUCGGCUAUCAAAAUACGUGAAAUCACUGCAUCACUUACAGAUUCACGGAUGGCCAGGACCCCCAGUGCCAGAGAGUGUUUCUAUACGUUGGAGGCCACCGAAAAUGAAGACUCAUUCACCUCUCCUGGUUUUCCCAAUGCUUAUCCUGCCAGGUCCAGGUGUCAGUGGCAGAUCCGAGCCUCUGAGGAGAACGUCAUCUCUGUCGAUUUUCCCUUUUUCAACAUUGAAGAUGACUGUACGGAACGAUUUUUGUGUCGUUUACGUACUCCACCGCUGUUUUAUAUGGUAUUCACAUUUAUGCACUUUUUCAGGUAUUGUAGCGAGGUGUCUUCUCUGUCGCUCACCAGCACCACCAAUGAGCUCGUAGUUGCGUUUCAUUCCGAUGAGUCAUUCACUGACAAAGGCUUUAGUGCCGAGUACAGCGCCUAUGAUCCCCAAAACCCUUGUCCCAAUCAGUUUGCCUGCCUCUCUGGUCUGUGCAUUUCCAAUGACCUGAAGUGCGAUGGCUGGAACGACUGUGGUGAUAUGAGCGACGAGGUCAAAUGCAGUAAGUCUCUUUUGUUGACUUUUGAAUUUUCUUGUGCCAAUGGCUUAUGCAAACCAAAACUGUGGAUUUGUGAUCGAGUCAACGAUUGUGGAGAUGGCAGUGAUGAGAAGGCCUGCAACUGUGAGGACAAUGAGUGGCGUUGUGGGAAUGGGGUGUGUCUGCCUCAGGACGUCGCCUGUAACGGUAAACAAGACUGUGAGGAUGGAAGUGAUGAGGCCUCCUGCAAAACCUUUCCUGGUAUGUGCUCUGAAUUCAGCUUCAAGUGUGACAAUGGGCAAUGUGUCAACAAGGUCAACGCUGAGUGCGACCGCAUAGACGACUGCACUGAUAAAUCGGACGAGGCUCAUUGUGACUGCGGGACCAGGCCAUAUAAGCUGAACCGCAUCGUUGGAGGGCAGAACGCAGAGCUGGGUGAGUGGCCGUGGCAGGUCAGCCUUCACUUCAUGACCAACGGACACUCCUGUGGAGCUUCCAUCCUGUCCCCUAAAUGGCUCCUUUCAGCCUCACACUGCUUCAUCACCAACAGCCAAGAAAACCGCAUUCCCUCAAACUGGCAAAGCUACAGUGGCAUGCAGGACCAGUACAAGCACGACGACGUACAGCGCCGCACCAUUCGCCGGAUCAUCACACACCCGGAUUACAACCAGAUGACCUUUGACUAUGACAUCGCCCUGCUGGAGCUGAAUGAGCCGCUGGUGUUCGGCAACAGCAUCCAGCCCAUCUGCUUACCCUCGUCCUCCCACCACUUCCCUGCAGGCAUGUCCUGCUGGAUCACAGGCUGGGGCGCCAUGCGAGAAGGAGGUCAGGCAGCACAGUUGCUUCAAAAAGCCUUGGUGAAAAUCAUCAAUGACAGUGUUUGUAACACAGUGACAGAGGGACAAGUCACAUCCAGAAUGCUGUGCAGCGGCUUCUUGUCUGGAGGAGUUGAUGCAUGUCAGGGAGACUCUGGUGGACCCCUAGCCUGUUUCGAGGAAAGUGGGAAGUGGUUCCAGGCUGGGAUUGUGAGUUGGGGUGAAGGCUGUGCACGACGCAAUAAACCAGGUGUCUACUCGCGCGUUACCAAGCUCCGGGGCUGGAUCAAGAAAGAGACCGGUAUCUGAAGUGGACGUAUUGGUUGAAAGCGGGGUUUGGAGCAGCAUCAUAGUGCCAAAACAUAGAUAUGGAGAUGAACAUUUGGUUGAAGUCUCUCCAAGAUCUAUUUCUUUAGUAGCAGACUUGCACUCAGGGCUUUGUUGAAUGGACGUUUUUUUCAGCCCUCUGACCCACGUGAUCACUACAUUUUGUUUUGUAAAUCCAUCUUGCUUUUGGCGUUCUGUCAUUAUUGUAAACCUUUACUGUAAACAAAUUACCUUCUCUGAAUAGCCAGUAUAAAUGUUGCACAUUGCCAGUUUUACCUUGAAUCUAGAGUCUAUUUUUUAACAGUGAACCUAAUUUUAUUCCCCUUUUAAAACAUCAAUACUGCUGGCUACAACAUGAGCCAGAAUCUUGGUUUUUAUACUAAUUAAAGCUUUUUUAUUUUGUUAAAUGUCAGGACAAUUUUUCUUUUUACUAGCAAAAAACAGUCGUAAAUUUUAAUUGAAUUAAUUAACUACUUCAAAUGAGAAUUAAUCCACUCAAAAGGCAAUGGAUAUAUUUGGAAGGUUGCCAGUAUUUAAGACUCUGUGGUCUCUCAAAAGUGCUGAUGUUGGAAGUGUGUACUUUGGACAGCACUCUUAAUGUAUUUUACACAUUCGCUGCAGCCUUGCUUAGUUUUUGGAGGAUAUAACAACAUUUAAAUAGAAAUUGGGAGCAGAGAGUUCAAAGAGGAUUAGUUCAGUUUGCAGGUGAUUGGUUAAAGUUUGAUCAUGGUUCUUGGUCACAAGUUUCUUUCUUACAACAAGUUUUUACCCCUUUAAAGCAAAUACCAAUGAUUUUUCUUAACAUUAUUUAUUGAUGUGCAAAGAAAGUCUCACAUUUUACUACACAGAGGACAUGUAAAUGUGUAUAUGCAAAAUUAUUUUACUAAGAAAUGUUGAUGUAUGUUGAGAGAGUGAUUUGGUUUCAUGGGCUUUUUUAAUGUGUCACAAUGCAGAAUGUUUUAUAUAAUGUGCCAUAGCAGGAAUAAUAAAUAUCCUUUAUUUGAUUCCCAACAGUCUAAUUGCAUUAUCUGUGUUAUUUGUCUGGGUGUCAUUUUGCAUCUUGUUGUGCAUAAUAAAUGUGUGUGUUAUGAGA
Messenger RNA from Boleophthalmus pectinirostris (great blue-spotted mudskipper), 3516 nucleotides. It is a transcript of the gene st14, whose product is annotated as ST14 transmembrane serine protease matriptase. The record is from RefSeq and is a predicted model, not a curated record. Lineage: Eukaryota; Metazoa; Chordata; Actinopteri; Gobiiformes; Gobiidae. Gene Ontology annotation, biological process: proteolysis; acrosome reaction. Gene Ontology annotation, molecular function: serine-type endopeptidase activity; protein binding.